This is a messenger RNA of Harmonia axyridis, 529 nucleotides long. Its product is annotated as otoferlin-like. The record is from RefSeq and is a predicted model, not a curated record. NCBI's taxonomy places the organism in Eukaryota, Metazoa, Arthropoda, Insecta, Coleoptera, Coccinellidae. The transcript is spliced from 4 exons. Gene Ontology annotation, biological process: plasma membrane organization. The coding region runs from base 32 to 529 and encodes 165 amino acids.
UCUGAAAUAGAAGUCACUCAAUGGUGAAAUCAUGUCCUGCAAGAAUCUUAUUGAGAUCCAACAGCUGACCAACUUGAAACAGACGUUUUUGAUAACAGUGGCAAUUUUAGAAGGUAGGUACUACGUAUGGCCCAACAUGGAUUCCUUAGUCAUAGUUCAAGCUUUGGGAAAGAAGGAAAGAACAGCUGUUGUCAAAAACUCCGACUGCCCCUUUUACAAUGAGUAUUUUACUUUCGACAAGAAGAUUGCUCUGCAUGAUCUGUUGAACUCUGAAGUGGUGGUGACGGUUAUCCAACCUAAAUCGUGUUUUAGAAGGCGCAAAGUUCUUGGGUUAUUCAGAUUAGAUGUUGCUACCAUUUGGGCUGAGCCAGAACAUCAGUUUUAUAAUAAGUGGGCUAUUUUGAAUGCACCAACUAACAAGGAAGGCCCUGGUUCUAGAGGAUUCUUGAAGGUGAACCUCACAGUAAUCACGAAGAAUGUUUCUCCUUCUUUGCCACCAGUUCAAGCAGAUAAUGAGAUUGAAGGGUAA